UUGGAGGAUUUGAAAAAGUACAAGGAUGGCGAAUUCGACGCCGAGGCGAAUUCGAGUUGGGAAGAGUACGAGCGCACGCGCGAGCGCGCGUUGCGUCAGGGCGUGGCGUACAGCGCCGUGACCGGGAUCGCGGUCACGGCGGUGUUGUCCACGGUUUCCAUUGACGCCGUUUUGUCGAGUUUAGAAUCCAACCCGCCGCUCGCGGCGCUCGAACAGCUCGUCGGUUUCGUCGUCACGGCGUAUUACGGCACCGUGUACAGGCGUUUGCUCACCACGACCGAAGGUCGACAAGCGCUUCGUUUGGACUUCGCGGAGGCUUUUUCGCAAAUCUCGGGCGCGCCAGAGCUCGCGGCUAAGCUCGCGGCUUCGAGCGACGAGCUUGACGCCGCCGUUUGCAAGACUAUCGCCGAUAUGGAAGAACAGACGCCUCGCAACAAGAUUCCGGCGUCUGUGCUCGCGGCGAUCGACGUCUAUUAUAAAGCCCGAGACACUGAAAAGGCAGCGAUGAAGAAUGCCGUCUUCUUGCGCGAGCAGGAGGAGAUUCGCGCCGUGCAAGCGCGCGAGGCGAAAGCCAAGGCGGCGGAGCUCGACCGCUUGAAGCGCAAACGCGAGCAAGAGGAGACGCGCGAGCGUCAGCAGCGCGAGCGCGAAGCCAAAGCAAAGGCACUCGUAGAGAAACGUGAACGCGAACAGCGCGAGCGCGAUUUGAAAGCCCAAGCGUCUCAAAGAGAGCGCGAAGCCAAAGCCAAGGCGGCGCAGGAAGAACGCGAGCGCCAACAACGCGAGGCCAAGGCCAAGGCUAAGGCGGCGCAGGAGGAACGCGCGGCUAAGGCCAAGGCGGCGCAGGAGGAACGCGCGGCUAAGGCCAAGGCGGCGCAGGAGGAACGCGCGGCUAAGGCCAAGGCGGCGCAGGAGGAACGCGCGGCUAAGGCCAAGGCGGCGCAGGAGGAACGCGAGGCUAAGGCCAAGGCGGCGCAGGAAGAACGCGAGCGCGAACAAGCCAAGAUCGAAGCUCAAGCGACGGAGACGAAGGAAGAGCCAACGCAGCCGGAGUCAUCGCCGGAAAUUCCGUCUAUUGAAACCUCAGUCGGCAUGCCCGUCGCCGCUUGGAUCGAAAAUAUCAACGUUUUCAUGAGCAAGCGCACCACCAGUGAAACAGAUGUCGACGAAGCGCUUCAGAGCUUGGAAACCGCCAAAGCAGAGCUCGGGAAGCAAAUGGCAGUUGAGUUCUCUCUCACGCAAAAACUCGAAGCGGAGCAGCUCAAGGUAAAGGAAAUGGAAGAAGAGUUGCAAGUGCUUGUCGCAAAAUCCAUGACGUCUGCUUCGCAGAGCGACGAAAAAGCGCGCAACUUGGGCGAACGCGUGCGUAAUUUGGAAGACGAACUGAAGGCGUCCAACGCGAGGAACGAUGAAUUGAGCGAAGAGUGCCGCGAGGUGACUUCGCGUCUGGAAAAAGUGCAGUUGGAGUACACGUACCAACGCACUCAAGUCGAACGCAAGACGGAUGCGCGCGUCUCCGAGCUCGAAGGUGUAUCUGGGAUGACUGUCGAUGAGGUGGCAAAACUCAAAGACCGCGUUCGCUCGGAAGAAAUCGCCAAGGACGAAGCCAUCGCGCGCGUAAAGCAACUCAAAGCGAAGGUCAGCGAACUCGAGCGCGCAGUCAGCGAACUUCGCACGGCCAACAAGGCGCUUGAGCGCGAUGAUAUGCGUGCCGGCGCACUCGAAGGGCGUGUCAAGGCGUUGAUGACGGAAAACGCCGAAUUGAAGACGCAAGUUUCCGACUUGACGCGCAUGCUUCGCGAGGCUGAACGCGCCGCCGAAAUCGUGGAGCGGGACGCCGCGUUCGAAUUGAGGAAAGUGACCCUCGCCGCGGAUCAACGUCGUCGCGAACUCGAGCAUCAAUACGCCAACGAAGAGCGGCGGAUCAAGAAUCUCGAAGCUGACGCGAAGAAGGCUAUUGAAAAUUCAGCAAGAUUGGAGAAGCAAUUUGCGACUUUGCUCGAUGAAGACAAAACUGCGCGAGAGCUCUACGACGCCAAGCGCGAAGCCGAAGUAGCGAUGGAAGACGCCGCGACCGCGCGCGCGGCACUCGCCAAGGUGGAGGCGAAACUCGAAACGAGAAGCGCGAACGAGCAAUCGUACGCGACGCUCAAAAUGUCGCGAGCCCUUGACGCCGCUUCCGCGGAAACUAAACAAGCGCAAGCACAACUGCAAGAGAUGCGAGACUCCGUUGCUCAGAUGGAGCGUUCGCUCAACGAGUCGAGCCGAGCGGAGAAGGAGCAAAUGAAGAGCGAGAUUGAGCGACUUCGCGCAGAGAAGGAAUCUGCGCUGGAGACGCUCAAGAGUGCCGAAGCUCGCGCGGAAUCGCAAGCGCUCGAAUUGCGUCAAGCGCUCGCGCGAGUUCAAGAAGAAAAGGCGGCGGCACAGUCGCGACUCGACGGCGAGCAAAACGCGCGGUUAAGCGAUAUGGCAAAGUUACAAGAAACCGUCGCGAGAUUGACUGAGGAAAAGAGUGCGUUUGAGCGUGAACUCGCAAAUGCGGUAGAUUCUACGGCGCUGGAUGCAUCGCGAGCCGAGUGCGAAACUUUGCGCGGGCAAUUGCAAGCUAAAACCGACGAGCUCAACAAGGCGGAGAAAGCCGCUUCCGAGAGUGCACGCACGUAUGCGAGUGAAAUCUCGAGUUUGAAAUCGGCUUCUAGCGCUGAAAAGGACGCUAUCAACGCCGCCGCGGCAAACGAAGCAUUGCGUCGACAAGGUGAGAUCGACCGCCUGGUUGAAGAGCGAAAUGACGUGCGUAAUGCUCUCGCCGAAUUGGAAGCAAAGGCGGCAGAAAACGCCGUUGCGUCUGAAAAAGAACGCGAGCGCAUUGCGGAGGCUUUACGCGUGAGCGAAGCAAAGCUUGCGACGGCGGUGGAUUCAUCUGAAGCGCGAAUUGCCGAAAUUCGAGCAAAGUACGAUGAAUUAGUUGCCGAAAAGUCCGAGGUCGAUCGUGCGUACGCCGAGUCCAAGAAAUCCAUCGACGACGCCAUGUCGCAGAGCGAACAAAACGUAGCGGCGGCGAGAACAGCCGUCGCGCAAGUGGAGGAGCGCUUCACCGCACUAGAAGUCGAAAUCAAGCGCUUACGUGCAGAAAAGUCCCGAGUCGACGCGCGAUUGGUCGAGGAAACGAGCAAAUCUGACGGCCUUGUGAGCGACAUAGAGCGCCUCGUCGAAGAAGGAUCAGCGCGCGAACUCUCCGCCGCGUCUGCGGCGGAGGCAUUCGAGAGCUUAAAAGGUCAACUCACCGACGCCGAGCGCCGUGCGAGCGAAGCCAACGCGCGCUUUGAAGCCCUCAAAGCGAAGACGGCGAGUCUCGUCGAGGCUUCUGAACUCGAAGCCGCGCGCGACGACGCGCGACGCGCAGAAAACGCAUGGCGAGAGAAACUUCGAAUCGCUGAACUCGAGCAGGAGGAGUUGAGAGAUGAAAUCGAGCGCACCAGGGCUGAAGCUUCCGAGGCGACGCGCCUGCGUUCGAUGAGCGAUGAGUUGGAGCGAAAGCUAGCCGAAGCAGACGAUCGCGCGAGCGAACUGGCGCGCGAGCUCAGAAGCGAACAGGAAGCGGCUGCGGCGGCGCUCGCGGCAAUCGCCGCCGAGCGCGACGAGUUGACGCGCAACUUAACGGAAGCGCGAGCAAAGGUUGAGGCAUCGAGUAGCGCGUUGAAUGACGACGUCGAGCGAGAAUUGCGAGCAGAUUUGGCACGCAUGGAGGCGCGGCUCGCCGCUGCCGAGGACGACGCCGAUGUUGCGCGCGAGCGAGCCCAAGAAGAAUUUGCGGUCGAGGCGCAGACGAUCGCUGAGCGUGCGGCGAGCGAUUUAGCGGAAGCCGAGUCUCGAUUCGCGACGCAGUUGGAAGAGCUCGAAGCCAAGCUUUCAUCGGCGACGCUUGCGAUCAAGGAAGCCGAAGCCAAGACGGAGGCUCUGGCCAAACGCGCGGCGAAAGCCGAAACCGCGGCUGAACGCGCGAGCGGAGCGCAGGUGCCGGCACCAUCGACGCCGACGCCCGUAAUCGUCAGCACUGAAACCUCCUCGCCGGGUGUUGACGCCGCGAGUGAGGAACGCCCGGCGAUCGUCUUCGAACCGUCCUCGCUCACCGCGUUGAGCAAAAUGAAGCGCGACGAACUCAUCGCCGAGUGCGCAGCGCGCGGUCUCGACGCCACGGGUCUCGCUGCGGAGCUCCGUUCCCGACUGCGCGACGCACGUUUGACGGAAAAGAACGCUUUGACGCAGCAACAGCGCGCGCAAAAGCGUAAAGCGCCUCAAGGAUUCUAUCGCACCGUCGGCGGCGUCAGGUACGACAACGCCGCUCUGUGCCUCGCGGACACUUUCAUGGCGGAAAGAGGCGAAAUCGAUCGCGCCGGCGCGGAAAAAAUUUACGAAAGCGUCUUCGACGGCGCCGGAAUCACGAAGAUCGAGCUCGAGACUUUGGCGCUGGUGCUCGCCGGCGGCGGCGGUCGAUACGCCUACGUCCUCAGCGACGCCGCGGCGACGUAUUUACAACCGCGAAUCGACGCCAGACGCGAAGAGAUCGAAUCAGGUCUCACAAAAUCCGCCUCAAAGCAAUACCGCGUCAUCGACGGCGCGAAAUACGACGACAAGGCUCUCUCGAUCGCGGACGCCUCGGUGAAGAAAUCCGGCGCCGUAUCCUUGGCCGCCGCCGAGCGCGUCUUCGACGCCGUCUUAGACGGCGCCGGCGCCACCGCGCGCGAGAUCGCCACCUUGGUCUACAUCGCCGAGUCCAUGCCACCGGCCUCCGACGACGUCACCGCCUAUCUCACGCUUAAAAUUAACGAAUUACGCGCGCGGUAG
Ostreococcus lucimarinus CCE9901 is the source of this 4845-nucleotide messenger RNA. RefSeq lists its product with no specific name. The record is from RefSeq and is a predicted model, not a curated record. The annotation marks the transcript as partial. NCBI's taxonomy places the organism in Eukaryota, Viridiplantae, Chlorophyta, Mamiellophyceae, Mamiellales, Bathycoccaceae. The transcript has a single exon.